UUCCAUUAACAAAACUAAAGAAAAUACUCCAGUCCAACUGUGUGAUUUUCUGAAAUUCUCCGAAAAUCAUUUUCUGGAAUUACUCUCAUGCACCUUUCCCUUUUUUUCCCCCCCAAGUUCAAAGCUUGCAACUUCCUCUCUGUGUUUUUGACCUUUGUCAUUAUGCAAUUUUGUUCUGACAGUAUUUGUAUUUUGUUGCCCAGCCAGCACAUCUACCUCGCAGUGUAGUCGGUGACAGCAGACCACCAUGGCUCUAAACAUACCCGGUGUGGUGGCGGUGGUGCUGUUCUACAUGUUAAUCCUGGGUACUGGGGUUUGGGCAGCACGGAAAUCCAGAAGAGUCGAGAGGAAGAGCUGCGGAGACAGAACCGAGGUGGUGCUGCUUGGAGACAGGAAUAUCAGCCUGGUGGUUGGGAUUUUUACCAUGACCGCCACUUGGGUCGGAGGAGGUUUUAUCCUGGGUGUUGCUGAAGCCGUGUACACUCCCAAAAUGGGCUUGAUUUGGGCUUUGAUGCCGAUCCAAUACUCUGUAUCCUUCAUAAUAGGAGGUCUCUUCUUUGCCAAGCCAAUGAGGGAGAAGGAAUAUGUCACCAUGAUGGAUCCUUUCCAGGAAAAGUAUGGCAGGGUGUUGAGUGGGGCCCUCGUGCUGCCAUGUGUUUUGGUGGAUGUGCUGUGGGUAUCCUGCACUCUGUUAGGGCUGGGAGCAACUAUGAGUGUGAUACUGGACUUGGAGUUUGGCUACUCUGUGUGGAUUUCAGCUGCUGUGGCUAUAGUCUACACUCUGUUGGGAGGACUUUAUUCAGUAGCCUACACUGACGUCAUCCAGCUCGCCCUCGCAUUCCUCAGUUUGUGGCUGUGUGUACCGUUCAUACUACUGAACAAAACAUCUGUUAACAUCGCUGACACAGCUUUCAACAACACAUUUCAAGAUCCAUGGGUUGGAAGUCUGGAUAAGGAUAGUGCCUGGAAGUGGAUUGAUGACUUCUUAAUGUUGGGUCUUGGUAGUCUGUCCUUCCAAAGCUUCCACCAGAGGACGCUGUCUGCCUCCUCAGCAAGAACAGCCCAGUUAACUUGCUAUGCAGCAGCAGUUCUGAUAGCCAUUCUGGGAAUCCCUCCUGCUCUGGUUGGGGCUGUGGCUGCAUCCACAGACUGGAACCUGACAGAGUACGGUUCCCCCCCUCCUUACGUCCGUGGGGAGCACAGUUUUGUCCUGCCCCUCACUCUGCAGUACCUCACUCCAUCCUACAUCUCAAUCAUUGGAAUUGGAGCCGUCGCCGCUGCUGUCAUGUCUUCCACAGACUCGGGUCUGUUAUCUGCAACAUCUGUCUUCUCCUCAAACAUCUACAAAAAUGUCCUGCGCACACAGGCUUCAGAUAAUGAGAUGCAGUGGGUGAUUCGGGUGUCAGUUGUAGUUGUGGGACUUGUUGGAACGUCCAUAACAUUCUACACUAACAGCACCCUGGUCCUCUGGAUUCUCGGAGCUGAUGUCUCCUACACCCUCAUGUUCCCCCAUUUGGUUUCUGUGCUUUUCUUCAAAGUGACCAAUGGUUACGGUGCAGCAGUGGGGUACAUAGUGGGGGUGACUCUGAGGAUUCUGUUGGGAGAAAAUACUUUGGGCAUCCCAGUUGUCAUUCACCUUCCAGGUUGUACUCUGGAAGAUGGCAUCUAUGUCCAGAAGGCUCCUGUGAGGACAUUGUCCAUGCUGUGUACCUUGGUAACCGUAUUGCUUUUUUCUUGGUUGGCUUGUCUCAUGUUUAACCACGGCUUGCUGCCUGAGAAAUGGGACGUUUUCAAAGUAAGACGUACGGUUACUACACCGCUGGGGGAUGAUGCCACACAAAACCUCAAAGAUGAAGUGGUGAAUUCUGCUGAAUGUGAUCAGAACAGCCACGGAGUGGCUUUACAGCUGCUGUCACAAACUGGAGCAUGAAGGCUCUCUGUAUAUAAAAUGUCUUUGAUCCUAUUCACUUUGGACACAGUUAUUGUAAACUGAGACUGACAAUGAUUAUAGUAAAGGCUCUUUUUUCUUUUAAUUUAUCUUAUUUAUCGAUCCUUUACUCAAUAAAAAUCUAGGUAUAACCUUUAUUCUAGCUAAGGUUUUCUCUUACCCUGAAAUAGCUUGUGCAUACACAAUCAUGUACUCCUUGCAGACAUUUUCCAAUUUCUGUCUUUCUGCCAUUCUUUAAUAAUUUGAGGUCAUUAAACACUGGUCUUCAUGUAAGACCAAGUUAAUGCAAUUUGACGCAAAAAAGCACUUUUCAGAGGAUUUCAUUUAGCCAUUAAGACCAACCUGGACCUUUAUAAACAGCUUCACUGGGCUCCUUUACAUUUCUGUGGAAGCAUCUUAUACCUAUCUUUGCAGAGUUGUUUCAGUUCGGCCCCAUUGGAGGGGUUUUACAGUAUAUCAUCUUGUUUCAACCUAUGGCACAUUAUCAAUAUGUUUUUUAACUCGAGAAUUGCUACUUCAAGAUUGUCCCUUUGAGUUAACUCAUUCAGAGGCAGACUUGAUGUUGUGCUUCUUGUCAUUGUCAUGCCUCAUAAAACGGGAUGCGCUUAAGCUUAAUGUCUUAAACUGAUAGUUUCAGGAAUUUUGGUUGUUGGCAUGAUCAAGUUCUAAAUCUGUGUGGGAAUGCUGUAACAGAUGUAGCAAGGCUCACACAGCCUUCAAAGCUUUGCCUGUAUCUUCAUUUGUUUUUUAGUCUUGCUGAUCACUUGCUCAUAGAGUAACUAUGGCAAAGGUUGGGAAGGUUCCCCAUUGCUGCAUGUUUUCUUUAUUUGAGAAUGAGAGCUUUCCUGUACCUCAAUGAAGACCUAAAUCCUUAGAAGAGGCUUCUAAAUCAUUUACAAGCUUUGUAAAUUUAAAUCCAAUCUGUUGUAUUUUUUGAAAUCACAGCUUAAUGUGUUAAUGUCUGAGAUCCUUUAACCUGUUCAUGCUGAUAGUUUCUAUUGAGGUGGUUUAUGUUUAAUAAUUGCACACAUCUCUAGUUCUUCAGAUCCAAGUGUGGCUUGAGAAAUUCAACACUUUCUGAACAAUCUGCUCUUGAUCAGUUAAUUCCUGACUUAGUAUUUAGUAAAUCCUCUUUGAAACAGGUCCAGGUUGGUUUGGAGAACCUUUAGUUUGUAAAAGGAUAUAAGGACUUUUUUAGACUAAAAUGAUCAUUUGAAAACUGCUUUUUGUUAGCACUUAGGUUAAAUUUGCUCAAUGUUCUGAAAAAUUUUAAUUUGGAAAAAAACCGAAGAAGAAAUCUGCAAGGAACCAAUAUGUUUGCACAGAGUAGUGUUUGUCUUACAGCCCUUAUAGUCUUACAGCCCAUCUCUGUCUCAUGCUGAAAACAAUCACACAUAAAACACAGUAUAAGGCUUAUACCAAGUGGUUAAAUAUAAGUAUAUUUACUCAAGUGCUACAGUAGAAAUUUAAAGAUGUCAUGCAACUUUAAUUUUGUCUAUGUCACUGUAACU
Molecule: messenger RNA, 3459 nt
Organism: Cyprinodon variegatus (sheepshead minnow)
Lineage: Eukaryota; Metazoa; Chordata; Actinopteri; Cyprinodontiformes; Cyprinodontidae
Product: high-affinity choline transporter 1-like
Exons: 8
Coding region: 248-1930 (560 amino acids)
Biological process (GO): choline transport; transmembrane transport; acetylcholine biosynthetic process
Cellular component (GO): plasma membrane
Molecular function (GO): choline:sodium symporter activity
Source: RefSeq, a predicted model, not a curated record